Messenger RNA from Aspergillus fumigatus Af293, 1344 nucleotides. RefSeq lists its product as uncharacterized. The record is from RefSeq and is a predicted model, not a curated record. Lineage: Eukaryota; Fungi; Ascomycota; Eurotiomycetes; Eurotiales; Aspergillaceae.
AUGGCACCUUCACACUCAUUUCCACUUGCAUCUCUGUCACUCAUUUUGCAUCAAACUUCUUGCGCUUUCGCUGCCCCGUGGAUAGUCACCAAGGUGUACGAGCAAGAUGUCUACACCGAGGAUUACGGCUACAGGACCACAACAAGGACUCUCAUUGAUGAAAUCACACCGACAGCAUCACCGAUGCCUGCUGCCCUUUCAACAGCAACUCAUGUAACAAGCGACAGUUAUGACGAUGCUGUCACCGUUGUUCAAGUGCUUUAUCCAUCUGGUGCAGGGAUCGAGUCAACCUACAAGUACUACAAUUACCAAGACUCAAAUAUUAUCACGCAGUACUUCGUGGACAUGGUACUUACAGCGCCAACGUCGUGCUCUUCGCAGUGGACCGUGACCACUGCGGUUCCAGUCUAUGUUCCUAACGCUAUUGAAGACGCUCUGCUAGCGACGUCCAUGUCAACGAGCUACUCCGUGGACGAUAGACAACCCUUUCAGCCAACCACAUACACCAGGGCUCUUGCAUUCAUUGACCCUACACAAUUGCCCGCAUCGAGUCUGAACAGGCUCAGUAACUCCUACCAGCACACCAUUUACCGAGAGUACGGGUGCUAUGACAGUAGCGCCGAUAGCGGUAGCAGCUACUCCUACUAUGAUGGUAGUGACGGCGGCAGCUGGCUCUACGACCGCUAUUAUUACGGGGUUAUCUCUCCACUCGGUAUUCUGCUUGCUUGCAUUUUGGGAUGGUUCGGAGUAUGGCUCAUCGUCGGCCUCAUCGAGAGUUGGUUUCAGUUUCAACGCUUGAUGAGGGGUUGGCAGGCUCGCCGAGGAUUCCCAAUUUCUUGGUGCAUGCUCGCUCCUAUUGUCUCCUGUCUGCUCCUUUUAUUCUGCCGCAAAGGCUUUCAAGCUCGUACUUUCGAGGAGGCGCAGGUGCUUCAAGAGAAAUGGCAACAAAUGGUAUUCUGGAGGAAAGUCGGCCUGUGGCUUCGGUGGGGUUUCGGAUUCAGUUAUCCACCUAUGCUGGGUCCAGCUCCAGUCAAGGUCGGAAGGCCUUCCAAGCGACCUGUUGCUGCCACCGCUCCUCUCCUUGGCGUAUCCCUGCCACGGAGUGUCAUGUCAGAUGUCCAUUCCGAUUCUGGAAGCAAUCGCGGAGACAGUGCUGCGUCUGGUCCAGCAAUGGCCUAUAGUCCAACGCCAGGCCAGACGCUGCAAGUUCCGCCUUCAAUACCGUCAAACAGACAACAGCAGGCCCCCAAUCAGCCCAUACCUGAAGUUCCAUCAACGACUAGCGGUGCUCUUCCUGCUAACACACAUGCAACCGAAACGGCUAGUGAGCCGCGGACUUCAUAG